AUGCGGCUCACCACUGCUCGCGACCUGUUGAAGGUGCCCUCAACUUUAGUUUCGACAAUCAAUUCGACUCACAGUUCUGCAACUCCAUCUCCAACCUUGUCGACUCAAGAGAGUCGUAUCUCUACCGGGUUUUCGACCUCAGUCAGUGACCCGGAUGAUUACGUGGACAUGGCCUUGCCCCAAACCGUGACACCCGCCCCAAUCAAGGCCAGAUCAACCACCUCAAGCAAACCAAGCCCCGAGCCUGGAAAGCGACGAGCAUCUGGUCGUUUGAGAAAACCAACUGCAAAGGCUCAAGCUAUUUCUGAGGAAUCUACCUCGCCAUCUCAACUGCUUGACACUAUCGUCAUUGGAGGUUCACCGCCUAGGAAGCCUGAGGAUCAAGAAGAUGCUCAACCUAGCACUCCUCCAUCGCCUCGAACUGCUAUCAUCAACACUGUGGAGCCAGAUCUCGAGAUCGAAAUCCCGGAAACUCCAGCACAUCCGAUGAAUGAUAAUCCGACGACAUUUAUCAAUGGUGAGGGAGCGGAUGGUGGUCCACUCACCACUCCAACUGCCCAAUCACCUUCGCGAAGGCAUUCUCGUCGUGAGAGGAAACCCACAGCCAAGAUUCUUGAGACAUCACCAACCACUACCAAACGCCCUGCAUCCGAUGUUCAUGAUGUUCAUGAGGAACCUCCUCGCAAAUCAGCCAGAGUAUCUUACUCUGGAGCAAAAGUGCCAUCCAAACUACGUUAUUCGGUAUCUUCCACCAGCACUGAUUCGGCGAGCCCUAAGAACAAAGAAAUUGGAGAUCCGCCGUCAGCGAAGCAAUCGUUGAUAGUCAUUUUGAAAGUUCCUCGUCUCGCAAAAAGUGGCAAAGGAAAGACGGCCAACGCUAGCAGAAACUCGAAGCUGGCGAAACAUUCUCCUCGGCGAACUCGAAACUCUACCCAUCAGCAGAAAGUCAGUCCUACCAAAUCAAAGACGCAAGUUCCUAUCAUCACUACCGCGCUGGCCAAAGAACUUCCACCAUCCUGCUUAUUAUCGUGUCUUUCGCCAUCAUCUCGCUUGUUAGCAAUGGCACAAAUAGCUCUUAUGAUGCCAGACUCCAAUGACGAUGAUGAUGCAGAGAUCUUACCUGGUAGUGAUCAAGAUUGGCGAACAUACGUGCCUCAAGUGUGUCAGUGUCACAACAAUCAGGAUGCACUAAGCAGUCGAACCAAUUCGGUUGACCUUCAACGUGCUCUAGAACCAAAUCCACUAUCUGAUGGUACGCAAUUCGCACCUAUUCAAUUGCCCUCCUCGCCAACGCCAGAAUUGGACUUUCUUGCAGCCCCAGUCAACACAAUUCUCAAGGUUGGAGAAGCAGAACGAGUGAAAGAGUUUUUCUCAAACAACGCCACAAUGUCAAUGUCGAAUUCAUUCUCUACACCAGAGAACGCGGCAUUCAAACGGAAGCGAUCAUCUAUGCCUCUCUCAGCUCACUUGAAUGGAAAUACUUUAGCAGCGCAUAGUCCUGUAUCAGGGUUCUUGUCGGUACCUGCAAAGUCGAGCUAUGAGGAUCGAUUGCGAAAAGAUCACCUCGCACUGAGCGAUAUACGCAAGAGAGCAGGGAUGAUGGGCAUCAGAUGGAGUUUUAACAUGACUUUUGAUCAGAUUCAUGAUCUGGUUAUGGAGGUUGAGUCUCAACAAGAAGAAGCGCACAUGCACAGUCAAGCGAGAAGUUUUGGCCGCAGGAUGACCACGUCAUCGUACGAAAAUGAAGAAGCGCCUCGUUCUCGCCAUGGCUUUGGCAUGUUAUUGCCGUCCCAAACAUCAACCAACGGACUAGGCAAUGGCGAGAGCUCACGUCAAGGGCAAGGGCGUGCAUCAAUUGGAGGAAAGGGAUCACGGCCACGCAUUGAUCUCAGAGGGCUCUUGGGAGAGUCUCCUGGGCCAGGAACCAUUAUCAACAUUGAAGACAGAAGACGCGGUGGAAGCAGAGCAUCGAAGAAAUCUCGGAUCAACUGA
Exophiala bonariae is the source of this 1992-nucleotide messenger RNA. RefSeq lists its product as uncharacterized. Bases 1 to 1992 code for a protein of 663 amino acids. The record is from RefSeq and is a predicted model, not a curated record. Lineage: Eukaryota; Fungi; Ascomycota; Eurotiomycetes; Chaetothyriales; Herpotrichiellaceae. The transcript has a single exon.